This is a messenger RNA of Perca flavescens (yellow perch), 1274 nucleotides long. It is a transcript of the gene gpr78b, whose product is annotated as G protein-coupled receptor 78b. Gene Ontology annotation, cellular component: membrane. Gene Ontology annotation, molecular function: G protein-coupled receptor activity. Bases 125 to 1147 code for a protein of 340 amino acids. The transcript is spliced from 3 exons. Gene Ontology annotation, biological process: adenylate cyclase-activating G protein-coupled receptor signaling pathway. The record is from RefSeq and is a predicted model, not a curated record. Lineage: Eukaryota; Metazoa; Chordata; Actinopteri; Perciformes; Percidae.
UUAAUUGAAACGAAUUUGUGGGAGCUGCUGGAGAGAUGAGCGACGGUUGACCAUGGUUGAUUUGAAGUGCUUAUUACCAACAACAGGCGCAGGUAACCCGAGAGCGGACUUUCUGGAGUGAGACAUGGACUUUGCUGAAAUUAUUUUCGCUUUGUUCAUCAUCGUGGUCGCGUUCGUCUCGCUGUUGUCAAACUUGUUGGUGCUGCUAUGUUUCGUCCACAGCACCGAGAUACGCCGCCAGGUGCCCGGUGUUUUCACCAUGAACUUGUCCUUCUGCAACAUACUCAUCACCGUUUUGAACAUGCCGGCCACUUUGGUGGGAAUUAUCAGGGACCAGCAGCCUUUCGGGGAUUGCAUUUGCCACACGGUGAGCUUUCUGGAGACUUUUCUGACCGCGAACACCAUGUUGAGCAUGGCAGCUCUGAGCAUAGACCGCUGGAUUGCGGUGGUCUUCCCGCUCAGUUACUCCACUAAAAUGCGCUACAAGGACGCGCUGAUCAUGGUGUGCUACUCCUGGCUGCACUCCUUCACCUUCUCCCUGACGGCGCUGCUCUUCUCCUGGGUCGACUACAACGACGUUUACGCGUCCUGCACCUUGCAGCCGAGCGAGGAAGGCAGCGACAGGAUUAAGUUUACAAUCUUCACUGUUGUUUUCCACGCCACCAGUUUCAUGCUCUCCCUGCUCAUAUUGUGUUUCACCUACUUGAAGGUGUUGAAAGUCGCCAGGUUUCAUUGCAAGCGGAUCGACAUUAUCACCAUGCAGACUCUUUUCCUUCUGGUCGACAUUCACCCAAGCGUGAAACAGAGAUGUUUAGCAGAGCAAAAGAGGAGAAAGCAGAGAGCCACAAAGAAGAUCAGCAUCUUCAUCGGCUCAUUCAUCAUCUGCUUUGCUCCUUAUGUAAUUACAAGGUUGGCUGAGCUUCUACCCUUUGUGGACAUCAACCGCCGCUGGGGGAUCAUCAGUAAGUGCCUGACAUACAGCAAGGCUGCAUCUGACCCCUUUGCCUAUUCCCUCCUACGUCAGCAGUACAAGAAAGUGCUGGUUACUGUCGUCAACAGGCUGCUCCGCCGUGACCUAUACCCAUCAUCUGGCCACAACAGCUCUUUAGACACAGAGAACGACUACUGUCUCCAGAGGAUCAGCUAAUGGCAGACGCGGACAUGACAGAUACACACUACAGGCCAAAAAUAAAGGUUGCCUCUUGGAAGAAGGUGUGCGGAGGAAACGAAUGAGGAGAGAAACAGAGAGGGCAGGAUGCUAUUAGGAAGGGAAA